CAUAAAUAAUGCGCAAACAGUGGGUACUUAACGCCAUUGUGAAGUGAUUGACUUGUUACAAAAACAAUUAAAUACUUUACAAUUAAUUAAGUAAAAUAUUAUUAUAAGUGCGGUGUUAAUAAACUAAUUGUGAAUAAGUGAUACUGUUGAAAAAGUGGAUUAUUUAAGCGAAUAAAUUUAUAUUUCUAAGUGAAAAGACUGGUCAAUGUCAGCAGGCGUGUCAGAUCAGCGGAUGAAAGGACAAGGAAACCAAGUGUCCAAUGGCACUAAGGAGCAGUUAGGAGCUGGUGAAGGAGCAAGCGGUUCCGAGGAAUUUGAGCCAUGGCGAUCACAACAACAGAAUUCGGCGGCACCAACUGCGUACGGCACAUCGGUUCCAAUUUCAAGCGCUACAGAUAUUUACAAUAUGAGCACUGCAGGUUAUUAUGGCAGUGGUGGAACAUACCCUUAUCAAGCGUACGGUGUGGGAGAUGGAACUUGGUCGAAUGGAACAGACGGAAUGACAUUUCUAAGUGGUUAUCCUCACGAAUCAUAUUCAAUGGAUGGUAUGUUCGGUCCGUCGACGACAUUUUCCACGCCAACAGCCUUCGGUCAGCCAUCUUCCUUCAAUUAUUUUCAUAGUAAUGGCGAUUUUAACACGUGGGGAAGUCAGUUGGGGCAAAGGAAGUUCGAUGAUUACUAUCGGGAUCCCCAACGCAUGUACACUCAGGCCAUGCCUGACUCGACGCUCAAAAGUGUUGAACAAGCGAUGCAAAAUUUAGAUUUAAAGGGCUCAUCGACUGACGGUAAAGACUUAGUAUCGCAACCAAAAAAAACACCAUCAUGGGCAAGUAUUGCUGGCCAACCUGCCAAACCACAAUUGACUUCACAGACACAGGGAUUAAAGAAGAAAGGACCAGGCAUGCCUCCAGGUCCCAUUAUACCUGGAAAACACAAUAUAGACAUCGGAACUUGGGAUACAAGCAAGAAUACCCCACCCCAACUUCCAAUUGUCACAAAUACAGUCCCAAAAUCUAUAGCGCCCGCAUUACCAGUACGUCCAGCUUGGAACGGGCCGCCGACCAACCGGCCUCCGCCAGCAGCUCCGCGUCCAGGACCGCCACUGCAAUCGUAUCAGCCCCAACCCAUGAUGCCUCCUCACCUUCCACCUCCAGUAAGUGUGCCCGCAGGACCUCACGUGCAGGGCUUGAUGCCACCUACGGGCCCCAUGCCUGUUCUGGUUACCACCCCAUCUCCCUCGCAUCCGGUGUUAGAUGAGCUGCGGGGUAAAAACAACUAUAACCCGCCAGAUUACGACCUAUUGGCUCCGAAUGCCAGAUUCUUUGUGAUUAAGUCUUACUCGGAAGAUGACAUACAUAGGAGCAUAAAGUACGAGAUUUGGUGUAGUACCGAACAUGGAAAUAAACGGUUAGAUCAUGCAUAUCGUGAACGCGAAGGUAAUGGUCCAGUGUAUUUGUUUUUUUCUGUUAAUGGUUCUGGACAUUUUUGCGGAAUGGCACAAAUGAUGUCAUCAGUGGACUACAAUUCAAAUAGCUCUGUGUGGUCUCAAGAUAAGUGGAAGGGACAGUUUAAGGUGCGAUGGGUAUAUGUGAAAGAUGUGCCUAAUGUACAAUUGCGACAUAUUCGUCUCGAAAAUAAUGAAAAUAAACCGGUUACAAAUUCUAGAGAUACCCAAGAGGUGCCCCACGCCAAGGGUCUGCAAGUGUUGCGCAUCAUGCACUCGUAUCGACACUCCACAUCAAUAUUCGACGAUUUUGUACAUUAUGAAAAGCGGCAGGAGGAGGAGGAUUGUCGUAAGAGUACCGAGCCGCCAAAUCAUAGGGACGGACCGCGCGAACAUAAAGAUAGGGGGGAACAUCGGGUUCGUAACCACGAUAGGGAAAAUGAUAGGGACAAUCAUCGUCCUAGUGGUCAUCGCAAUGUUGAUCAUCAUGUUGUACAUCAUAAGGAACGAGGAGAGAAUAACAGAAGUCGAGGAGGACGCGGUGGUCGUAAUUGAAAUGGACAAGUACUGUUAUGCCUGAUGUUAUGGGUCAUAUAACAUCGAUAUAUUAUAAGCAUGUUAUUUCAUCACCUAGAUGUUUUUAAAUUGGUUAUUCUGAACUUCUGUCUGCAUGGCUGUAGUUUAGUGGACCAUCCCUUUUAUCUCCAUUAAUUUUUUGUUUAACGGAAUUCCUAAGUUGCUUUAUUUGCUUUUUGUGAUCAUUGUCAGUAUGGUUUAAAAGAUAAUGUGAAGUGAUGAUGCCUAAGUUGGAAUAUAGGCAAGAUAUGUUUCAACUCCGUCACAUUUUUUAUGCAGUGUUAACUAAACGCUAACUUAUGUAUAAAAGGAAAAUUAUCAAUUAAUUCAUAUGUGUGGGAUAAGAAAAAACUAAAAUGUUCAUUUAAAACUAUAAAAAAUCUGGUAUAUGGAUCAACUAUAGUUGUAAUACGCCUAGCAGCCCACUGUUCGGAUCGGGCUAGAGACACAAAGGAGGAUAGUGCAGUGCUCAUUUAUUUUAAACAGUUCUAUGCUCGAGUGAACUUCUAAUAAAUUUAAAUAUAUAUAAAUAAAUAAACUUUGUGAGGUAAUUGUUUAAAUCGAGUGUUGAUUUUUCUGGACUGAUUUGAUCUGCCGCGGUGGCCAAGUGAUAAUGGACUGGCAACGAAAAACAUCUCCAAAAUUCUCCCCAUUCACCGUAUUUGAACAAUGAUGCUGUGAAAGUGACUCUUAUAGCUCGGCAAUAUAAGACUAGCAAAAAGAACUAUCAACAAAUUGGCUAAAUUUUAGUUAAUGAACGAACAACUGGACUUGUUUAUAUACGUUGCAGUUUUUCAAUUUUGUAAUAUAGGAGAUGGAAAUGUGCAGUCUAUUAGAAAUAUUUGUUGAAACGAUAAUAUAGUUUAAUUGAACUUAAUUAAUAUUGUUGGACCACGCAGUGUUGUGUUCAUUUUGCUAUAAGCUUCUACCCUGUCAGUAAUUUUAUUGUGUAAUCUUUUAAUCAUUUUGUAUACUGUAAUUAAGCAUAUUUGUUAUAUUUCUUAAAAUUUUAUAUAGAAGCGAUUUGUAUAAAUAUGUAAUUAACAUUCUUUUUAUUGUUGUUAUAAUUGUGCCUAGCGAAAAUUAAACAAAAUGUACAUUAUUAAUAGAUCGAUGAGCAUUGUAGUGAAUUCUGAUUAAGGUUAAUUAUUAUCGCGGAGGAACAUAACAUUGUGGUCCCAGCAACUAUUUUACUCUGUGCCUAAUUAGUUAGACUGAUAUAAUGAUUGUAAUAACGCUAAUGACAGAUCCGAAAAGUGGGCAUCUUCCUGAUAGCUCUAUUCAUAAAACGUCAGAUAGAAUAAAUACAUUUUAAUUCAA
Molecule: messenger RNA, 3340 nt
Organism: Photinus pyralis (common eastern firefly)
Lineage: Eukaryota; Metazoa; Arthropoda; Insecta; Coleoptera; Lampyridae
Gene: Ythdf
Product: YTH domain-containing family protein 3
Exons: 7
Coding region: 206-1999 (597 amino acids)
Biological process (GO): mRNA destabilization
Cellular component (GO): cytoplasm
Molecular function (GO): mRNA binding; N6-methyladenosine-containing RNA reader activity
Source: RefSeq, a predicted model, not a curated record